Molecule: messenger RNA, 1657 nt
Organism: Protopterus annectens (West African lungfish)
Lineage: Eukaryota; Metazoa; Chordata; Ceratodontiformes; Protopteridae
Product: UDP-glucuronosyltransferase 1A1-like
Exons: 5
Coding region: 42-1637 (531 amino acids)
Molecular function (GO): UDP-glycosyltransferase activity
Source: RefSeq, a predicted model, not a curated record
CUAUUGUAGUGCUUGCUGAAGUCACACAGCACUCUAGCAACAUGAGUGUCACACCAUUCCCUCUCAGUUCAUCUUUAAUGUGCCUGCAAUUUUUAGUUUGCCUUCUGAUUUUCUUUUCUGCUGAAGGCAAAAAGUUGCUGGUGGUACCAGCUGAUGGCAGCCACUGGCUGAGCAUGCAGAUUCUGGUGGAGGAAAUGGCACAGAGGGGACAUGACGUAGUUGUACUUGUACCAGAAGCCAAUAUGCUGAUUGAAGCUUCCACUGACUGCAAAUUACAGCAUUUUCCAGUGCCUUACUCUAAAGAAGAUUUUCAAGGAGUCAUUGAUGGCAUUAGAGAAAAUUUUCUCAACAAAACCUCAGCUCUACAGGGUUCACUGGGAAUCAUAUUACAGCUUCAGAGACUGACAGCCUUGUUUUUUAAUGCCUGUGAAAGUCUUAUGUCAAAUGAAGAAAUACUGAAAUUGCUGAAAAGUGAGAACUUUGAUGCCAUCUUAGCUGAUGCCUUUACCCCCUGUGGUUCCAUACUUGCUCAUUAUAUAUCUGUUCCUUUAAUCCAUUUUUUGAAGGCCAUCCCCUGUGGAUUAGAACACCAGGCCUUGCAGUGCCCCAGCCCACCAUCGUACAUUCCCAGAAUGUUACUAGAGUUCUCAGAUCACAUGAUGUUCUUCCAGCGAAUGGCAAACUUCCUCUUUGCUUUUACAGAGCCCAUGGUUUGCAAAGUUAUAUAUUCAUCAUUUGAAGAUCUUGCCAAGAAAGUGCUACAAAAACAUAUUUCACUGCAAGAGAUGAUGAGCUACGCAGCCAUAUGGCUUGUGAAAUAUGAUUUUAUUUCUGAGUACCCACGACCCUUGAUGCCAAAUAUGGUCUUAAUUGGUGGCAUUAACUGCAAACAGAACAAACAUUUAUCACCGGAAUUUAUGAAUUACAUAAAUAAAUCUGGGGACCAUGGCAUUGUGGUCUUCUCCCUUGGAUCAGCAAUUUCAGAACUGACCCUAGAGUUAGCGACAGAGUUUGCUGAUGCCUUUGGAAAGAUCCCGCAAACAGUUUUAUGGAGAUACACUGGACCAGUGCCCCCCAACCUUGCUGAGAAUACAAAGGUGCUAAAAUGGCUUCCACAGAAUGAUCUUUUAGCUCAUCCAAAGACACGAGCAUUUAUUACCCAUGGAGGAAGUCAUGGGAUAUAUGAAGCUAUCUGUAAUGGUGUGCCCAUGAUUAUGGUACCGUUGUUUGGGGAUCAGCCAGGCAAUGUUCAACGUAUGGAAAGACGUGGAGCUGGGAUUACUCUAAGUUUCCAUGAUAUCACUUCUCAGAAGCUUCUGGAUGCUUUAGAAGCUGUCAUUAAUACUACAAGAUAUAAGGACCGCAUGAUGGAACUCUCAGCAGUUCACAAAGACAGACCUGUUGAACCUCUGGACCUUGCAGUUCAUUGGAUAGAAUUUGUCAUGAGACACAAAGGUGCCAAUCACUUACGACCUGCAGCACAUGACCUAAACUGGAUUCAGUAUCAUUCCCUGGAUGUCAUUGCAUUUCUUGCAGCUAUAAUACUAAUUGUUGUCUAUAUAGAGUUUAAAUGUUGCUUGUUUUGUUGCAAGAAAUUGUUUUGUAAAAGAUUUCAGCAGAAGUCAAAAUCAGAAUAAACCUGAGUAGUGUCACAAGA